AUGUCGAAAUCCGUCAUUAUAUCGCGCAGGGCUCAGGAGCAUCAACAAGCCAAGACUGAGAUGACCGAGGUCUUUCGGGCUCUUCUUCUGAAGGUUGAGCAGCUCCCCUUGGAGUACCGGGUCUCGAUUGCAGGUGAUGUAGAGCGACUGCAAGAGAUCACUCGCCGCGAUGGUCUCCAGAUGGAUCGGACCUACAAGAUGCUUGAAGGUAUGCAGCUUGGGAGAAUGCUCGAGGGUAUCGAAGCCCGUGCAGCUAUGGAUGGUUUCUCCUUCAUCCCUGAGACCUCUGACUGGGAGUCCGAUACAGACAGGUUCAAUCUGUGGACGCAAAUCACAUCUGCAAGAUGGAUCAAGUCUUACAAGGAGUGGUUGGACAAGGACAAGUCUGCGUCGCACAACAAAACACCUGCCACCCUAGGACUUGGCCUGUCUGAUGUUGCUGGACCAUCUAGGCAACAGGACUCUGCGUCUGCGCCUUCCAGAGGCCUUCACUGCAAGAGAUUCAGCGCAGAAAGGUUGUUUGGUGGAAAGAAGCGCGAAGAGGUCACGGGGGACAACGCAGGUCAUAAGCGUCAGGCCUCAAAGUCGCCGAUGCUGGAUGGUGCGGUGUGGCGCAAACUGACAGGAAAGCGUCGCACGGACGAGUAA
Molecule: messenger RNA, 648 nt
Organism: Ceraceosorus guamensis
Lineage: Eukaryota; Fungi; Basidiomycota; Exobasidiomycetes; Ceraceosorales; Ceraceosoraceae
Exons: 4
Coding region: 1-648 (215 amino acids)
Source: RefSeq, a predicted model, not a curated record